AUGGAACAGAGAACGUCGAUUCAGGUCAAAUCUUUGGACUUCGGAAAUAUGGUCAACUUCACUAUCGUCAAUGACAACCUGCAAGUCGCAAUCGACGUGUCCGGCAAUGGCAAACUACCAUGGCCGGCAUCAACCGAGCCCGACUCAUCUACCCAGUUUCACGACAUCACACUUUUCUUAACCUCUGGGUCUCAUAACUUCACCAUCUCCAACGGCACAAAGCCCGCAUCCAACACAAGCUAUGUCGGUCCCGUCUUGGACCUCGAGCCUUCAUCCACCGUCAAACAUGUGAAUUGGAUUUGGCCCGAAUGUCUCGUGGGAGAUGGCUCCGGUUCAAAAGACUCGGCACGUGGGGCAUACAACAUCUCCAUGCACCAAUCUUUCCGUUGGAAUGGAACCGACUAUUAUACCGUCUUUGACCUGCCAAUCUCUGUCACCAACAGUAUACCCAAGGAUGACGACCGGGUCGACUGCGAUCUGCUAGAAAACAAGCUUCUUAGCGCGGCGGAGAUCGGCGAGAGCUCGGAUACGCUGCCUGGGCAGCCGUGGGUUGAAGGUGGAGCGAGCACGACGGUAUCGAGUCCCGAUGCGACUCAGACGGGAACGGGUAGUCGGUCUCAUUUAGGCUUCAAAAGAGUAGCUGUCCUCCGGUACCGCAUCGUCCGAGCUCUAAUUAUAAUAUUCGCAAUAUGGAAUCUGGCAGAAAUACAUCUGAUUCAUCACCGAAUUUACAAAGCUGAUUACACAGCCCUCCGACGUCGGCCGCAAAAGCAAGAACGAAUAUACAUUGCAAGCAUCAAUUGGAACAAUGAGCUCAUCUUACGCAGUCACUGGAGCAAGGCACUCAAGCUGCUGGUCUUGAAACUUGGUCCUGAAAAUGUGUUCAUCAGCAUCUACGAGAGUGGGAGCUAUGAUAACACGAAAGGUGCAUUGAGAGAACUGGAUUGGGAGCUUGAGCGAAUGCGAGUGCCCCGAAAUAUCACUUUAUCGCCUGUAACACAUGAAGAUGAAAUCGCCGCACCAGCAAGGGGUGAAGGCUGGAUUCGCACUCCUGAUGGGAAGAAACAACUCAGAAGGAUCCCAUAUCUAGCGCGAAUACGGAACUUGAGCUUGCAGCCUCUACGAGAUCUUGCAAGCAAGGGUAUCACUUUUGACAAAAUCCUGUUUCUGAAUGACGUUGUGUUCACGCCGAACGACGUUCUCCGACUUCUAGACACCAAUGACGGCGAGUAUGGUGCUGCUUGCUCGUUGGAUUUCUCUAAGCCUCCGAGUUUCUAUGAUACUUUUGCUCUCCGAGAUAGCAAUGGCCAUGAACCCAUCAUGCAGACAUGGCCCUAUUUCACUUCGGCGGCAUCGCGACAAGGAAUGAGAGAUAUGUCUGCUGUUCCUGUCGCAAGUUGUUGGAAUGGAAUGGUGGCGAUGCCUGCAAGUCCAUUCAUUGCUAAAUCCCCACUUCGCUUCCGAGGAAUCCCCGACUCACUAGCAAGCUAUCAUCUUGAAGGCUCCGAGUGUUGUCUCAUCCAUAUAGACAACCCAUUAUCAGUAGAAAAGGGUGUUUAUUUGAACCCUUUGGUGAGGGUUGGGUACAGCGGUGCCGCAAAUGCAGCUGUUCAUCCGAUGAUGAAUUGGCUCUCUACGGGGCGGAUUCUCCGUGGGCUGUGGGUCAAUCGACUGCGCCGCUUCGGUAUCAGUACAUGGUUGAAAGAAAAAGUAGUUCGAAUGCGGGUAGAUAGAUGGAGAGCUUUGAGUGCUGGAAAUGAAGAGUAUGGGGAAAUUUGCAUUAUCAAUGAGAUGCAAAUCCUGCAUCGAUAUGGGUGGGCACAUGUGUAG
Penicillium coprophilum is the source of this 1830-nucleotide messenger RNA. Its product is annotated as glycosyltransferase family 69 protein. Lineage: Eukaryota; Fungi; Ascomycota; Eurotiomycetes; Eurotiales; Aspergillaceae. The record is from RefSeq and is a predicted model, not a curated record. The transcript is spliced from 5 exons. Bases 1 to 1830 code for a protein of 609 amino acids.